AUGUCCGCGGGAAGCCCUUCUCGCGGGCGCACCAAACAGGUUCGCGGUGUCGCGUAUGAGCGAGCCAACUCCUGUUUUUACCCCAAUAUUCCCGGGAUUGUACCCGGAAGCGGCCUUGCCCUUGCCUUCGCUUAUUAUCACUACGGCCUAGAGAUCGACCCUAAGCAUGUCCAUCUGCACACCAAUCUGGGAAGUCUCUUGAAGGAUAUCGGUCAUCUUGAUCUAGCUAUCCAAAUGUACGAACAAGCGGUCGCUUGCGAUGGUACAUUUGACAUCGCUCUCACCAAUCUUGCCAAUGCAGUCAAAGAUCGGGGACGGAUUGGCGAUGCUAUCACGUAUUAUAAGCGUGCCGUCAGAUCUAAUCCGGACUUCGCAGAGGCCGUCUGUGGCCUUGCCUCGGCCCUCAGCUCAGUGUGUGAUUGGAGAGCCCGUGGCGGUGUAUUUCUUAGUGGAGGCAAGCACGAUCGAUGGCACGUCAAUGAUGAAGGUAUGCUACAGGAUGCACUCGAUAAGAGGCAUGGGUCCGGACUUAUGAAUCGAGUUGUCGGCAUAGUCCGUCGGCAGCUAGAUGAUUCGGCAAGUUGGGGCUGGAACACGAUCCAAGAGGAGACCGUGUCUGGCAUCCUCAUGCAAAUACAACGUCUUGCUCCAGCAGACCGUGAUCUCGCGCUCAGAAAAAUCGAACGGGAAGCCCCGAUAUUCCGCGAUGUGUCUGGCUGGUCAGCCGAUAAGCUCGUAGAGCAGAUUGUUCGGGAUGGCAUCCAUAUCCUAGUCAAUCUAAAUGGCUACACAAGAGGCGCUCGGAAUGAAGUAUUCGCUGCACGGCCGGUGCCUAUCCAGAUGUCGUUUAUGGGUUUCGCUGGGACCCUCGGGGCUGAAUGGUGUGAUUAUAUACUAGCGGACGAGAUUGCUGUGCCUUCUGAAACACUUCGACCCUUCCGCUCUAACAGAGAUCCUAUCGACGUCUUCAGCGACAAUAAUGAAGAGGAGGGUGCGGUGGAAUGGGCCGGCCCUCAUGUCGCUAGCCGCAUCGUGUUCACUGAUGUUGCUCCCAAAAGCCAACAUAUCUCGAGAGCCCGAGUUUGCGACCUCUUUUUAGAUACCCCUGAGUGUAACGCCCAUACCACGGCCGCCGAUGUUCUGUGGUCUAGCACACCGCUGCUGACACUUCCUCGUUAUCCAUACAAGAUGUGCUCACGCAUGGCGGCAUCGAUUCUUAAGGGCGCCCUGCCAAAAACACGAGAGGGAGCAGAAAUAGCCCAGGAGCUCAUCGCUAAUAGCGAUGAAGAUUACGAGGAGAAGGCAAUCAGGCUAGCCAGCGGGCUUAUCUACCAGGAAGCCCCAGGUGGUUGCUUUGUUGGUGGAGGGAGGCUGGCCGAGAUCCGGCGAGUCUUAUACCAACAUCGAUGGACUUGUCCUCUAUUCGAUACUCAUCGGUGGGUGGCCGAUUUAGAAUGUGCAUACGAAGAGGCAUGGCGAAGAUGGGUCUUGGGUGAAGCGGGCGAUAUUCAUUUGUAG
Molecule: messenger RNA, 1518 nt
Organism: Parascedosporium putredinis
Lineage: Eukaryota; Fungi; Ascomycota; Sordariomycetes; Microascales; Microascaceae
Source: the annotation of a GenBank genome assembly